This is a messenger RNA of Meloidogyne enterolobii, 399 nucleotides long. NCBI's taxonomy places the organism in Eukaryota, Metazoa, Nematoda, Chromadorea, Rhabditida, Meloidogynidae. The record is from the annotation of a GenBank genome assembly.
AUGUUUCCUAAGGCAAUCAUACAAAAUGUUGUAUCUACGGCACAACUACUUGAUAAAAAUAAUAAAUUCGAUCUAUAUACAAUUGCAACUAUUAUUAAAAAUUCAAAAUAUUCUCCAGAACGUUUCUCAGCACUUAUAAUUAAAGUUGAACAACCCAUUAGGUCUACUGCUCUGGUAUUUUCUAACGGAAAGAUUGUAUGUGUUGGAACAAAAUCGGUUAAUGAAUCAGAAAUUGGUAUUAGGAAUUUUGUUCACCUCUUAUCCUCUGCAUGUGACUUAGCAAUAAAUAUGCGGGCUUUUAAAAUACAAAAUAUUGUAUCUUCAUUUGAAUUUCCCGGUCAUCUUAACUUACCAGGUUGUUUAAUUUAUAAGCUAUUUAUUAUUUUUAGCCUUGUAUGA